UAUCCGGGUUGUGCUGCAUGCUAGUCAGCGUGUGCUGGUCUGACUAGGAAUCGCGUUUUCCUGCGAUUUCGUAAAUUUAAUGGCCAAAGACAAAUCACAACAGAAGCCUCCAAAGAGGAAGAAGCCGCCUCCAAUCGGCGAUGAGGUUUGUGUGGAGCAAACCAAAGACAGCAAGAGGAAGAAGUUAAAAGUUGAGGAGGCUCCAGUCCAAAUCCCAGACGCUGACCUCGCGGUGGAGGAAGGAAAAAAGACCAAAGUCAAGAAGCACAAAAAGAAACGAACAAAAGAGCAAACGGAGACGACAAUGGAGAUUCAGAUUUCAGAUCCUGCCGAGGCUCCCGCGGGGGAGGAGGAGGAGGAGGACUUGAGCCCGGAGGAAAGGCGGGUCUGGGAGAGGAAGAUGAAAAAGAUCCUGAAGAAGAAGAUGAAAGCUGAGGGGAUCGUCCCACCCCAAAACAAAGAGUCCGGGCCCACCGCGUCCCGGCAGGCCUUGGAUUACCUCACGUGCUGGGCUGACAAUCGCGAGGCGUGGAAGUUUCAGAAGACGCGGCAGACGUGGUUACUGCAAAACAUGUUUGAUUCCGAACAGAUUCGAGAUGAGAAGUUCUCGGUGCUGCUGCAGUACCUGGAGGGCCUCCGCGGGGGGUCGAGAGACACCACAGUUCAGAAGGCCCUCGUCCUGGUCCAAGAAUCGGGGCAAGCGCUCGAUGACGGAAAUGUCCAGAAGAGGGCGCACAGAGCCAGAGAAGUCAUCCAGAUGCUUACCUGAGCUCACGCUCGGACUUCUUUUCAUUUUAUCAUCAUGACGUCCACAAGGGGGGACUCUGUCAAGACCUUUCAAUUCCAUGAUGGCAUUUCACCUCAUUUAGAAAACUACAGGAGUACUUUUU
Molecule: messenger RNA, 890 nt
Organism: Hippocampus zosterae (dwarf seahorse)
Lineage: Eukaryota; Metazoa; Chordata; Actinopteri; Syngnathiformes; Syngnathidae
Gene: chlsn
Exons: 6
Coding region: 80-769 (229 amino acids)
Source: RefSeq, a predicted model, not a curated record